This is a messenger RNA of Xenopus laevis (African clawed frog), 2557 nucleotides long. It is a transcript of the gene tpbgl.L, whose product is annotated as trophoblast glycoprotein-like. The record is from RefSeq and is a predicted model, not a curated record. The coding region runs from base 286 to 1350 and encodes 354 amino acids. The transcript has a single exon. NCBI's taxonomy places the organism in Eukaryota, Metazoa, Chordata, Amphibia, Anura, Pipidae.
AGGGCGGGGGGGGCAGGCUUCUCUGUUAUACACAGGUCCAUCCAUCUGACCUGCCAGAGAUUGCAAAAUGAAAUGAAGAGUUUCAAGGAAAGGACGGUAGUGUGGCUCUGUAUAAGGGAUCCGUUCCGGGAAGCUCCGUGCCCAGGAAUGAGAGGAGCCGAGGAUGAGAGAGCAGGAGCCUGUCCUGGUGCUUCUCUUCUACACUGAAAACCAGGAGGGCAGGAAGGCACCACUUGCAUUUUGGAGCUACGUUCUCAUCCCUCUGUCAACUGCCAAACUAAAAAGAUGCCAAAGGGGCACCGACAUUUCCAUGGCAACACCAAAGCUUUGCUGACCCGGAGCAGGCUCCUCUGGGUUCUCCUUUUUAAACUACUGAUGUUGAUAAAUGUCUCUGUCCCCUGCCCGUCAAAGUGUCGCUGCUUGGUAGACAUUGGACUUGUGCAUUGUGACUUCUUAUCUCUCCAGGGGAUUCUGGAGGAUGUCCCUCAGUGGGUCCGAAACCUGUCACUCGUAGGCAGUGAUGUAAAUGUUCUCCGUCCAGAGACUUUCCAGAGGAACGGGACCCAACUGAGCAAUUUAACCACCCUUCUCUUAAUAAACAGCAGCAUCCAAGCCAUAGAAGCCCUGGCAUUCCAGGAGCUUCCAAGCCUCACCACCUUAGACUUGAGCUUUAAUCGCUUGACUGCCAUAGCCGAUGAUGCAUUUGAUGGAGCCAGUCAACUGAAAGUCUUAAAACUUAAUCAAGCUUUCCAAGCUCCAGCCGUAAAACCUUUGCUUAACUCUCACUGGACAAAACCUUUGGGAAACCUUAACCAACUUGAACUGACCGGUAAUGCUUUGCAUUCUAUACCCAACUUGGUCUUCCAUCUGGAGAACUUGGAGACAGUGAACAUUGGAAAUAAUGCCAUAAAGAGGUUCGAUGAGGACACAAUCUUGAACUUAUCCUUCAAAAAGCAACUUGGGCUUUAUUUAAGCCCCAACUCUUUUGUGUGUGAUUGUCGGAUGACUAAGGGGUUUCUGUGGCUCAGGAAUUCCUCCCAAGCAUUGGACGCUCAAAGCCUCAAAUGUUAUGCCCCAUCGAGCCUGAAUGGCACUGAAGUCAUGAGUUUGAAAAUAGAGGAUUUUAAGUGCAUAAACGAAGACCUGGAAACAGCAUCUUAUGUCUUCUUUGGCAUAGUGUUGGCUCUUAUCGGGGUCAUCUUCCUCAUGGUCCUGUACCUCAACAGAAAGGGCAUAAAGAGGUGGCUCAACAACAUCAGGGAAGCCUGUAGAGACCAGAUGGAAGGCUACCACUACCGAUAUGAACAAGACUCAGAUCCCAGAAGGUCCAAUGCUUCCAUCGGCAUUUAGAAAGUGUAUUCCAGGAAUACACUUUCGUAUUGGCUUUAUUUAUUACAUUGUUACCCUUGAGGGAAUUGGGGGGAGGUAGAUCAACCAGUUCUGGAGGUUCUUUAGGAGGAUUUUGUUUUUAAUGAGACAUUUCUUGCAAUAGGGACAAUUUUACUCUCUCCUCCCCUCAAUGAUCUGCUGGUGAGUAAAGUUUUUCAUGGAAUGCAUCCAAUUUUGAUGGUUUAGGAUUUUGCCCAGUUCCAGCACUUGCUACUCUUGUAUAAAGGAUAUGGGCCAACAUUAUAGCACAGCACUAACUCACUGUAGAAUGUAUCCGCUAAACGCAACACGUCUCAUUUUUCUACAUGAUCCAUUUUACCCACAGAUAUACCCAUCCUAUUAGCAAUGGCACCAGGUAGGUGGCCACGAUUGGUAUCUAACCACAUAUUACUGGGCAUUUUGUAAAUAUCCUUUAUUCACCACCAUAGAACAAGCUUUUAAUGGGAUCUAGUAGAAAUAGUAACUUACGACACAGAGUUCAUCAAUUAGAGAAAAUUAAUUCAUAUUAAUUAUAAUAUUGCUUAUUAACAGGUUACAGCUCGGAAACAUCUCAGAUCCAGCUAAUGAUACAGGAUAGGAGGCUCCAUCUAUAGUUAAUUUGCAUAAUAUCACUGUAUUGAUGAUAUCAAUGUACUUUUAGACCGUGUAACAAAUAUUCUAGAGGAUAUAGACAAUGAACCCAUACUUAAUUACCCCCACUAUAAAACAUACAAAUGCCCCUAUGUCUCUUUAUCUAUGAACCUCUCAGUAUUUGGGUUGCAACUUCCAACUUUUUGUGUUGGGAUUCCAGGUGAAGGAUCAAACCAAAGCACAAGACUUCACACAAAUAUCAUUGUUCUUUUUUUGCUCACGUUACUAAAGCCGACAUAGAAACGGAGACACAGCCAUAUCUGGUGCAAGUUGAGGGGCUGGGGGGUGACGAUGAAUAACAACAUUGGGGGGGGUUCUGUAUUCUAAGCCACUUUUACUGCACAUAUUUUCGGGAUAGCGCAGCCAACCUCACGCAUGUAGCCAUUGAUUUAUAUGCAUUAAACUGAAUGAAUUUACUUGCACUUUAAAAAAUAAACCUCGUUGUUAGGCUGGAAAUGUAAAUGCAUUUGCUUCCAAAAAUGAAGCUGAUUCCAAGUAAUAACUAAUGAUGAUAAUAAAAUCGUUCAUUGCUCAAAAA